GCAUGUGGAGCCACCCACCUCUGGGAAAUAACAGCUCACUGUGUGCAGGCUGAUAAAACACGAUGACCACGACAGCGAAGGUACGCCGAGAGUAAAUUACUAUGGCUGUGAGAGGCGGCAGAGCCUCGGCUGUGUGCUCCGUGUAAGUGUCCUCCUCGGUGGGUCAGUGUAAGUGGGAUGCGCCGCGUCGGUCCGCCGGUCCGUCAUUAGGCAGGCAGAACACGACCGCUGACUGGCGCUUUCAGGCUCAGCGUCGGUGCGCAGGAGUGUUUCGGCGGUGGAGGGCGAGCUGGGGUGGCCAGAGCUUCUCUCUUUCCGCCUGUGUUCGGUUUACUCGUUUUAGCGGGUGGGCUCUUGUUUCUCGCUGAAUGGCUGAGGCAGCUCGGUGGGCUCCUGACUGACUGCAGGCUGCGGGCUCGAGCAGCCAGCUGACUGACUGCGAAGGGGAAGCUGCCCCUGUCGCCCAUAGACGGGAGACGUCAUCAGCCUUUUCCUCUAUUUAAAUGGUCGAGACCGAGGAGGUCAUUGGUGAAAAAACGAGAAGAACAUCGGAGCGCAGACCAGAUGGUUCCUACAGGUUAUUCAACAGAACUAAGGGAACUAAAGGCAAGUGGAAAUAAGCUGGAUAAGGCUACAUAAAUGGGGGAUUACAGCUUUGGAGUCCUGGUUAAAAACAACGCCUCUAACAAGUCGGUUUUCCCAGUAAGAAUUCACCCACACCUGCAGCAUCCGGUCCAUCACCAGACGGCCCCUCCGAGCCCCCCUGCAUUCAUCAACAGCAAUACGCCAACCAGCGGUGGAAAUGCGGGGUCCGCUUGGCUCUUCCCUGCCGUAACGACCCACUCUAACAUGCAAGAUGAGAUACUGGAGUCUGAGAAAGCCAAGGCCCAGCAGGACGACCAAGAAGGACAGGACAAGCGGCCUCUUUCUCCACAGGGCCACCAAGAAACGCCGAGCAUCAUAUCUGAUUUGGAGAACACCAUGCCUGAGGACGGUCAGCUGGACAAGGGGACUGUGGAAAACGGCAACGGAAAGGAGGGCCUGCGGCUCGAUUCUCCCGUCUUGUCAGGGUUUGACUAUCAAGAAACGACAGGCAUUGGUACGCUGGCGCAGUCCAGCAGCUCCUCGUCGUCCUCUCUGGUUGGCUUCAGCAGCUGGUCCACUGCUAUCCCCACCAACCCCUCCACCAUGAUCGAAGAGGUGGGCUUCUUCAGCCAAGCUGCCACCACUACUAAUGCUCCUCCACCACUGCUGUUCCAGAACUUCUCCCAUCACACCAGUCCAGGUUUUGGAGGUAGCUUCUCCCACCAGAUCGGGCCUCUGUCCCAGCAUCAUCCUCCUGCUGCUCCUCCUCCUCCUCCUCACCCCCACUUUCAGCACCCCCACAACCAGCACCAACAGCACCGCAGGUCCCCUGCCAGCCCACACCCUACACCCUUCAACCACCGCAAUGCUGCUUUCAACCAGCUGCCUCAUUUGGGGAAUAACCUAAAUAAGCCACCUUCCCCAUGGGGCAGCUAUCAGAGCCCAUCCUCCACUCCUUCUUCCAGCUCCUGGAGCCCAGGCGGAGGUUAUGGCGGCUGGGGAGGCUCUCAGGGCCGAGAGUACAGAAGGGGCCUGAAUGGAGAGGUUACUCCUCUUAACUCAAUUUCACCGUUGAAGAAAUCCUUCCCAAACAGCCAGACUUCGUCACAGAAGUACCCACGCAACAACACGAGCUUCAACCCCAAACCCUGGAUGGAAGAUAAUAUCAACCGCAAUGACAGCAUUUUUCCGUUUCAGCAGGAGCGCAGUCGGUCCUUUGAUGGCUUCAGCAUGCACUCUCUGGAGAACUCCCUGAUUGACAUUAUGAGAGCUGAGCAGGAUUCUUUGAAAGGUCGCUUUGGCUUUUCCCAUCCUGGUGGAGAUGGCUCUCUCUCUGGGAACGCAAGGAAUUAUGGGAGGAGACGAGGUCACUCAUCCCUGUUCCCCAUGGAGGACGAGCGCAGUUUUGGGGAGGAUGAGCGGUCAGAUCAGACUCUUGGUGGGCUGGGCUCUUCACACUGCUUCCCUCAUCAGAAUGGGGAGCGCAUAGAGCGCUAUUCUCGCAAGGUCUUUGUUGGUGGACUCCCUCCUGAUAUAGACGAAGAUGAGAUCACUGCUAGUUUCCGCCGGUUUGGACACUUGUUUGUGGAUUGGCCUCACAAAGCAGAGAGCAAAUCCUACUUUCCACCAAAAGGGUACGCCUUCCUUCUAUUUCAAGAAGAGAGCUCUGUCCAGGCUCUGAUCGAUGCCUGCAUGGAGGAGGAAGGGAAGCUGUACCUCUGUGUAUCGAGCCCAACAAUCAAAGACAAACCAGUACAGAUCCGUCCAUGGAAUCUGAAUGACAGUGAUUUUGUGAUGGAUGGCUCUCAGCCCCUCGACCCCAGGAAGACCAUCUUCGUCGGGGGAGUUCCACGACCUCUUCGAGCAGUGGAGCUGGCGAUGAUUAUGGACAGGCUGUAUGGAGGGGUGUGCUAUGCUGGCAUUGACACUGACCCUGAGCUGAAGUAUCCCAAGGGGGCUGGGCGGGUGGCCUUCUCCAACCAGCAGAGCUACAUUGCUGCUAUCAGCGCUCGCUUUGUGCAGCUGCAGCAUGGCGAGAUCGAUAAACGGGUGGAAGUGAAGCCAUAUGUCCUGGAUGACCAGCUGUGUGACGAGUGUCAGGGCACACGUUGUGGGGGCAAGUUCGCCCCUUUCUUCUGUGCUAAUGUCACCUGUCUGCAGUACUACUGUGAAUACUGCUGGGCGGCCAUCCAUUCGCGUGCCGGACGGGAGUUCCACAAGCCCCUGGUGAAGGAGGGUGGAGACCGGCCGCGCCACAUCUCCUUCCGCUGGAACUGACCGAGGGGGAAGCGGAUGUGGAAGGGCACAGCUGACUUAACUUGCAUACAUGCACUUUUCCUUUUUUGCUAGUUCCUUUUUAUUUCGAUUUCUUUUUUUAAGUACAAAAAUUUAAUUUAUUCUAAGUUUUUAAUUUUUGCAAAUGAUAAUUGAUAAAGAAAAGUGUAAUCCCAGUUUUUUUUUUUUUUUUUUUGGUUAAAAACCUCUUAAGUUGGUGCGCAUGAAAACUUGAAUGCUUUAGAUUUAUACAUAUAGGUGUUUAGCCUGACUCAACUCUAAAAUUGCUGUCUUAUUUUUUAUUGUACUACUGAUGAGGCCUCACUUUUUUGGUUGUGAUGGGUCACCUUUUAGGAUGUGGACAGGAUGCACUUGAAACUGUAGUUGUCUACAUACAGAAAAGAGGCAGGAUUCAUUAAAGGUGUACGUUUCACUGUACUUGCAAAUGGUGAUGACUAGUUCUCAGACACUAAGCUCAAGUAGUUGCAUGACAAACACUGAUGCAGGUAGUUACUCACUCUAGCAAAACAUACCUGGACCUUACUAGCAGGAGACCAAACCUACUGUAUAACUAACAAGAUGCUGAUGUUUGAGUGGCCGUUUUAGCGUUGCUGACGAGGUUGGGUGGAACAGCUUUGAGCGGCGAGGCAGACAUGGCGCUUACACUUACACUAACUGCCACAUUCAUGAAGAAACAAAUCUGUAAAAUAUGCAUUUUAUUUGUACUUUCUGCUGUGACUUGCAGUAAAGGCCACUCCAACAUAAUGAUCUCAGAUUACGGCCACGUGAUACACUCUGUAUAUGCCUAACGACCCAAACUCAAGGAUGGUAUUAGUGCAGUUGGUAGUAAGGUUUCCUGUGACUUAACUCUUGUAUUGCCUGCUCCAAAGGUUUCUUAGACAGGCAAACCAAAGAUAAGCCUUAGAGAUAACAAAUGUCUUGACCUCCUGUGAAAUCGUUGGAAUUAUUGUGGUGAAAAGCAAAUGGAGAGAGUUAAGUGUUCAUUUGGUUGGAUUACAAAGUUAAGGAAAAAAAACACACCGCUGAUAAGAUUACUUAGGAAAUCAUUCUUGUGAUGGUUAUGGCAGUAACAUUGCUCACUUUGUCAGGGAAUUUGUGCUAAAAGCUAACUUAAUAUUGUAGUACUAAUGAGAAUUACCACGUGUUGUACUGAUAGUGUUUUAUUGCAUGACUUUUUUUUUUUUUUUUCUUUCCCAAGAGUUUUUGGCGUUCUGAUUGAGCAUUGUGGUAGCUGAGCACAUUUCAAAGAAUUUUCUGUAAGAGAGAAACAAAUAUUAUUUUAUACAUGGUCUGCUGAUUUUUGUACUGUGUUUUCUAGAUGGUUAUUUUGUCAUUAACAUAAACAUAUGCACUACUUUUCUAUAUCUUGUUUUUCAAGUCAUUUAGGCACAUUUUGUUUUUGUUUGGUUUUUUUCACAAAUGGAAAGUCGUUUUGCGAUACCUCAUUUUUUUUCCACUUGUUGGGUAUAGAUUUUGUACCUUUGUUACAAAGAGACCUGGAUAUAAGGCAAACAUUAAGAAAAGUUCAUAUAAUUUUCAAUUAAGCUUUUUAUAUGUAUAACUGCAGAAAUUUGAGGAGUAAAUAUCCAGUCAAGCAUGAUGCAAAAACCUCCAAACGCGUGUCACUUGUAGAAAUAUAUAACGCCCACCUAUUCACGAUAAUGGAACUGGUAUUACUUCCCUCAUUGCUGACUGUAGGAAUAAAAUUAAAAGCGAAUAUGUAAAUAAGGUUCAUGAUAGGAUGCACCUUGUAUCUCAAUUAGGAAUGUUCCUUAGUGAAAAUAUCAGUAUUUAUCAGUAAGUGUAAUCCUGAAUGGCAGAAAAGCUCAUUUUUUCCUAAGUAUGCAUGACCUAAAAUUAAGAUAAAGUUGAUACAGUCUUGGCUUCCGUUUGUGUUUUAUGUAACUCCUUCCAAACGUGUUAACAGAACUAUAGCUUUCUUGUAAUGAAGAUGGGCAGACAGAAAUAAAUACUAGCCGAGUUUUACUCCAACAUUCAGAAUCCCAGACCUCUGGCAGAAAGACUUGAUCGAUUAAACCCCACUGUGGUUCAGGGGCUUUGAGACUUGAAUGUGAUAAAUCUUGCAAAAUAACCUCGAGUUAUGUGCAAUAUGUUCCUUUUUUUUUCCUUCUCCAGAAACAAUCUCUGCAAUGUAAUUCUUCAGUUACUCACAGAUCUGAAUUUUAACCUGUCCCUCUCCAUCCUUCCUUGGUCAUUAUAACAUUUUUUCCCAUUCUCUGAAUUGUAUACUAAAAGAACCACUAAUAUAUGUGUAAAAAAAAAAAGUUAUUUUUACUUUUUGUGUAUUCACAUAUUUUCCUACUUAAUUUCAUGCUACUGUGAUUAAAACCAUUGUAAAUACUAAGUGGAAAAAAAAAGGAUUAUUUUCAAUUGGAAUGUUAAACUACUGUCAUUUUGAAACCUAGUUAUCGAUUGGUAAAAGGGUACACUGGUUAGUUUGAAGUUUUAUUAAUCACAAUAUUGUGCUUCAUGUCUACAGAAAGAUGAGAAAAAUAUCAGAAUAUUCUCGGUGUAACUGCUAAUUUAAAUCGACAUAGUUUAUAACGGUAUCAAAGGUUGUAUUUAUCAAUAGAUUUUUUUUAUAAGAAGUCUAAUUUUUUGCUAUGCCAUUUAUAAGUUUAGACUUUUUUUUUUUUUAUUACCACCAUAUGGAGUUCUGUAAACGAAAGCAUCAUUUUAUAGUUGGGUUAGUCAUAAAUGUGCUGUUGUAGUUGAGUGCAAUGUCUUAAUUAUUUGCAGCCAGCUAUUUAUAACAGUAGGCUUAAUUUUUAAGUAUUUGUAUUGUGAAAUGUUGAAUGAAUAAACUUAAUAGCAAGUA
Pygocentrus nattereri (red-bellied piranha) is the source of this 5719-nucleotide messenger RNA. It is a transcript of the gene cpeb4a, whose product is annotated as cytoplasmic polyadenylation element binding protein 4a. The transcript is spliced from 12 exons. Bases 640 to 2862 code for a protein of 740 amino acids. Gene Ontology annotation, cellular component: synapse; cytoplasm; neuron projection. The record is from RefSeq and is a predicted model, not a curated record. Lineage: Eukaryota; Metazoa; Chordata; Actinopteri; Characiformes; Serrasalmidae. Gene Ontology annotation, biological process: negative regulation of cytoplasmic translation. Gene Ontology annotation, molecular function: mRNA 3'-UTR binding; mRNA regulatory element binding translation repressor activity; translation factor activity, RNA binding.